Messenger RNA from Maudiozyma saulgeensis, 2124 nucleotides. The record is from the annotation of a GenBank genome assembly. NCBI's taxonomy places the organism in Eukaryota, Fungi, Ascomycota, Saccharomycetes, Saccharomycetales, Saccharomycetaceae.
AUGACUUUAAUACAAAAUAAUAGUAAUGAUAGAAGAACUACUAUGAAUACUACAAUUCAUAAACAUUCACAAAGUUUUCAUUCAUCUUCAAAUAGUGAAUCAAAUUUAGAAUCACCAAAAUUAUUAAAUGAUAAUAUUUCAACACCUACUUCAAUUGAAGAUUAUUCAAAUAAUCAAAAUAAUAAUGAGGAGAAACCUCAUUUAUUAAUCCAUACUAAUUCAUAUAUUCAUGAUCCAAUUAAUGAUAGUAUUUUAUUAAAUAAAAAUGUAUCAAGAAGAAAAACAAGAAAAUCUAUUAAACAUUUAUCAUCAUCAUUUGAUUUUAAAAAAGAUCCAAAUAAUAAUAAUAAUAUUCCAUUUCAUGCAUCUAAACAUUCACAAAUUUUACCACUAAGAGGAAAUGAUUUGGAUAUUAAUGAGGAAAAUGUUGUAAAUAUACGACAUUUAUCAAUUAAUUCAUUACCUGUUGGAUCCAUUGAUUCAGAUAAUUUGAAAAAAAAGAAAAAAAAUUUAAGAUUAAAGAAAGAUGAUUCAAUUGAAUAUGAUAAUAAUCUAAUACGACAUAAAAGAUCAAAUUCAAUUCCAAAUAUACUAUUAUCAACUUCAAAGGAAAGGAAUAAUGUUAUUGGUAGUAUUAAACAAUCAGAUAUUUCAAAGAAAGAAAUCAAUAAAAUGAGAAAAAUUUUAAAAAGAGAUACAAAGAUUAAAAGAAAGAGGAGAACUUUUUUAAUUGAUGAUGAUCGUGUCCUUAUUGGUAACAAAGUUAGUGAAGGUCAUGUAAAUUUUAUUAUUGCUUAUAAUAUGUUAACUGGGAUUAGAGUAGCUGUUUCAAGAUGUUCUGGAAUAAUGAAACCUUUAACAAUAUCAGAUUUUCAUUUUAAUAAAAAACUUGCAUUUGAUUAUCAUGGUAAUGAAUUAACUCCAUCAUCACAAUAUGCUUUUAAAUUUAAAGAUUAUAGUCCAGAAGUCUUUAGAGAAUUAAGAUCAAUGUUUGGUUUAGAUCCUGCAGAUUAUUUAGUUUCAUUGACAUCAAAAUAUAUUUUAAGUGAACUAAAUUCACCGGGGAAAAGUGGUUCAUUUUUUUAUUAUUCAAGAGAUUACAAAUAUAUUAUUAAGACAAUUCAUCAUUCUGAACAUAUUCAUCUUAGAAAACAUUUAAAAGAUUAUUAUGAUCAUAUUAAAAAAAAUCCAAAUACUUUAAUUUGUCAAUUUUAUGGUCUUCAUAGAGUUAAAAUGCCAAUUUCAUUUCAAAAUAAAAUUAAACAUAGAAAAAUUUAUUUUAUUGUAAUGAAUAAUUUAUUUCCACCUCAUUUAGAUAUUCAUAGAACUUAUGAUUUAAAAGGUUCUACUUGGGGUAGAAGAACUAAUAUUGAUAAUCAACAAUUACAAGAUUUUGAUAAAUCUUUUAAACCUGUAUUAAAAGAUUUAAAUUGGUUAGAUUUAAAAGAGACAAUAAAAUUUGGCCCUUUAAAGAAAAAAACUUUUUUAAAUCAAUUACAAAAUGAUAUUGCUUUAUUAUCAAAAUUAAAUAUUAUGGAUUAUUCUUUAUUGAUUGGUAUUCAUGAUUUGAAUCAAGAUGAAUUAGUAUCUGAUACUGAAGAAGAGGAAGAGGAAGAGGGAGAGGAAGAAGAAGUAAAGAUUUUGGAUACAGUUAUUCAGACUGGAAAUGUUAUAGAAUCAGAUCCUAAUAACAUUAGGAAUAUAUCACCCUUGGAUGGUUCUGCCACUACAGAUGGAGUCGAUUUAAAUAAGAUCAUAAAAAGAUCUAAUAUAAGACAGUCUGUUAAGAAAAGACCGAUACGGGGUUAUGAAGUAAGUACGGUUGUUUCACAUUAUUUUAAAGACUAUGAAGGUGGGAUUAGAUCCUCGGAUACUUUUAAUCAGGAUGGUCAAUAUAUUUAUUAUAUUGGAUUGAUUGAUUGUUUAACAAACUAUUCAAUUAUUAAAAAAUUAGAAACAUUUUGGAGAAGUUUAAACCAUGAUAGAAAAUUAGUUAGUGCAAUUCCACCAAAGGAUUAUGGUAACAGAUUAUAUGAAUUUGUAGAAAAUUCUUUAGAGACAAAGACAUCAUUUGAACCAUAUUUAGAUAAUCCAAACAGAAAAAAUUAUAAAGAUGCUUCAUAA